AUGUGACCUUGGCACAUAUAUUGAUCGUGUUACUCUUGUACUUAUUUUAUACCGGGCUUGACUGAUCCUGUAUUGUUCAGAACCUAUUUGAUAAGAUUAUUUUGUCAAACCCUAAUGGAACAAGCUUGUGUCAAGUCUUCUCAGCACCGUUUAGAUGACUGGUUAAUUAUUCUCAAAGAACAUCAUAUUUUAAAAUCUCUUGGCGAAGAAAGAGAGGCGUUUGAAAGAAGUUUAGAACUUCCAACGAUUCCUGAAAUGAUAUUCGAUCAAAAUUCCCUAUCAAUUUGUUUCUGUCAACCAAAUAAUGAACAAAUAUGCAAAAUUGAAUUUAAUGCACUUGAUGCUCUUAAAUUAGUCGACCCAAAGAAUAUAACUAUAGAGGUACCAUUUGCAAAGGACUGGAGAGAUUCUCGAAUUACUAACCAAGAAGACAUACUGCCACAUAAACCAUAUGACUGGACUUUCACUACUCCGUAUACAGGCACUUUGUCUGGUCCCUGGAGUAUAUCUCCAACUUCUGAGGGUUUAGAUAUGGAGUAUUUACGUCGGAAAGAUCCUAUUCGCUUUUUUGUCAAUACAACGCUAUAUGAAGAUGAACUAGGUGAUAAUGGUGUAUCUAUUCUGAAUAUAAAGUUUCGUGCAAUGUCUUCUGGUUUCUUUUUAUUACAACGUUUUUUCUUACGUAUUGAUGGCGGACUAAUACGAGUGUAUGAUACUCGACUACAAUGGCGUCAAAAUGAUAGUUAUUUAAUUCGUGAUAUACGCCGAAUGGAAAGUUCAUCUUGGAGAGAAGAUAUGGUUGGCAUCAGUUUAGAAAUAGCAGAUCAACUAUGUGAUACAGUUAUAGAGCAUUAUACAGAAAAACUUGUACCACCAUAUGUAAAUUCAUCCUAAAAUUAUCAAUAACUUAUGUAAAUAGUAUUAUGUGUUCAAUUAUUUCUAUCGAAUUGUUUGUUGUACAAGUUUGUAAAUUAUUGAACAUUAUGUCUUCACAUUAUAUUUGUUUUUCAUAAUCGAAGGGGUUGAAUUAUUCAAUAAACUAUAUACAUUAGACUAUUAACGUGGAUGCGCACUGCUGAGGAGUCCCAUACUAGGACUAAACAGCCGUCCAGUGCUUCCAGGUUUUCCAUAGUGGUCUAGCU
Schistosoma bovis is the source of this 1142-nucleotide messenger RNA. The record is from the annotation of a GenBank genome assembly. NCBI's taxonomy places the organism in Eukaryota, Metazoa, Platyhelminthes, Trematoda, Strigeidida, Schistosomatidae.